UGUUGCGUGCGGGCCUUGACGCGAUUUUCCCGCGGUCUGGGCUCUGGGAAGGGAAGGGAGGGGAGCGAAAAGGAGCGGGGCCCGUUGGUGGCCGCUUGUUCGGCGGGGGCACAACGGUCACUAUGCCGCCCAAGCCCCUUCGCAGGGCGGGCGCCGCCAGGAGCCAGCGCACCAGCCCCGAGGGCGGCGGCAGCGCCUCACCGCCCGGCGGCACCCGGCUGGAAGUGGGGGAAGCGGAGUUCGUGGCUCUGUGCGAUGCGCUGAAGGUGCCGGACAGCGUGAGGGAGAAGGCCUGGAGGACGUACGAGAGCUUGGCGGCCGCCGACGGGGCUCCGGCUUACAACAAAAAGAAGAAGGAGACAUGGGGAGUCUGUAUCUUCAUUGUAGCAAUUGAUCUGGAUGAAAUGACAUUCACUUUUACGGAGCUGCUGAAAAGUUUAAGCAUAAGCGUGUGCACUUUUUUCCAGUUUCUCAAAGAGGUGGAUGUUAACAUGGAUACUGUAAGCACUAAAGUUGAUAGCACUGUAUCAAGGCUGAAAAAGAAAUACGAUGUCUUACUUGCACUGUAUCACAAGUUUGAGAGGACUUGUGGCCUUAUUUAUCUGGACCAACCCAGUAGUGAGAUUUCUGCUGAACUCACUUCUGUGUUAGUCCUGAAGAAUUACUGGAUUACUUUUUUGCUGGCAAAAGGUAAAGUGUUGCAAAUGGAAGAUGACCUGGUGAUUUCCUUCCAGUUGCUGCUGUGUGUCUUAGAUUAUUUUAUCAAACUGUCACCUCCUGCUAUGCUCAAGGAACCAUACAAGUCUGCUGUGACUGCACUGACUGCUAAUGGUUCAACUCGAACCCCACGAAGAGGUCAGAACAGGAAUGCACGCGCUUCAAAGCAAAUUGAUACAGAUACAAAAGUUAUUGAAAUCCUUUGUAAAGAGCAUGAUUGUAAUUUAGAUGAGGUAAAAAAUGUGUAUUUCACAAGCUUUAUUCCCUUCUUGAAUUCUCUUGGUGUAGCCUCAAAUGGAUUACCAGAGGUCGACGUUCUCUCAAAACAAUAUGAUGAGCUUUAUCUCAAAAACAAAGAUAUAGAUGCAAGAUUAUUUCUGGAUCAUGAUGAAACUCUACAGCCUGAUGUGAUAGCAUGCUCACAGUUGGAAAGAACACCACAAAAAAAUAUUCCAGAUGAGGAGGUGAAUCAUGUCCUUCCACAGACUCCUGUUCGGGCUGCAAUGAAUACUAUUCAGCAAUUGAUGAUGAUUUUGAACUCAGCAACUGAUAAACCAUCAGAUACUCUCAUUGCAUAUUUCAAUAACUGCACAGUGAACCCUGAAGACAGUAUCCUGAAAAGAGUGGAAAGCCUUGGACACAUCUUCAAAAAGAAAUUUGCUGAAGCAGUUGGGCAGGGAUGUGCUGAGAUUGGCUCACAGAGAUACCAGCUUGGAGUACGGCUGUAUUACAGAGUAAUGGAGUCUAUGCUGAAGUCGGAAGAAGAGCGUCUCUCAGUGCACAAUUUUAGCAAACUUCUGAAUGAUAACAUCUUCCACACAUCUCUUCUGGCGUGUGCUCUUGAAAUUGUCAUGGCUACAUAUGGCAGAACUGCUUCACAAAGUGAUGGUACCAGUACCGAAACAGACUUGUCUUUCCCGUGGAUUCUCAAUGUAUUUGAUUUAAAAGCUUUCGACUUCUACAAGGUGAUUGAAAGUUUCAUUAAAGUGGAGCCAAGCCUAACAAGGGACAUGAUAAAGCAUCUAGAACGCUGUGAACAUCGCAUUAUGGAAUCUCUUGCUUGGCAAUCUGACUCACCUCUGUUUGAUCUUAUCAAGCAGUCAAAAGAACGAGAAGGUCAGACUGAUCAGCCUGAGCCCACUUCCACCCUAAAUCUGCCUCUCCAACAUAACCAUACUGCAGCAGAUCUGUAUCUUUCUCCUGUGAGAUCUCCUAAGAAGAAAGCAUCUGGACACCCUCAAAGUGGUACUUCUAACCCAGAUGCUCAGCCAUCUGCGACCUCACAAACACAGAAGCCUCAGAAAUCUACCUCCCUCUCUCUGUUCUACAAAAAAGUGUUUCGACUGGCCUAUCUCAGAUUGCAUACCCUGUUCUUUCGGCUUCUCUCUGAACAUCCUGACCUGGAGCCAUUGAUCUGGACCCUUUUCCAGCACACACUGCAGAAUGAGUAUGAGCUCAUGAGAGACAGGCACUUGGACCAGAUCAUGAUGUGUUCCAUGUAUGGCAUAUGCAAAGUAAAGAAUGUGGAUCUUAGAUUUAAAACAAUAGUUUCUGCAUACAAAGAGCUGCCCAAUACAAAUCAAGAGACUUUCAAACGUGUUCUUAUCAGGGAAGAGCAGUACGACUCCAUUAUAGUCUUCUACAACUUAGUGUUCAUGCAGAAACUGAAGACAAACAUCCUGCAGUAUGCCUCCAACAGGCCUCCUACGCUGUCACCUAUCCCACACAUUCCUCGCAGCCCCUACCAGUUCUCCAAUUCUCCUCGGCGUGUCCCUGCAGGCAAUAACAUCUACAUCUCACCCUUGAAGAGCCCUUACAAAUUCUCUGAUGGGUUUCAAUCUCCCACAAAGAUGACUCCAAGGUCCAGAAUUCUGGUGUCGAUUGGUGAAACGUUUGGGACUUCUGAAAAGUUUCAAAAAAUAAACCAGAUGGUGUGCAACAGUGAGAGCCACGUAAAGCGCGGUGCAGAGCCCAGCGAUGCCCCUAAGCCACUGAAGAGGCUGCGCUUCGAUAUAGAAGGGCAGGACGAGGCAGAUGGAGGCAAACACCUACCCCAGGAGUCCAAGUUCCAACAGAAGCUUGCAGAAAUGACUUCUACUCGAACAAGAAUGCAGAAGCAGAAACAGAACGAUGGAAACGAUACCUCAGGCAAUGAAGAAAAGUGAGAUUCUCCUCAGGACCAGGGGCUGCUGCAGGCCCUCACAGCUUUCGUUUUACUGCCUUCAUUCAUCGAGUUACUUUUUCAGUUGCUUUGAUCCCAAACCAAUAGUUGAAAACCCUUGGACUUCUGUAUUUUUUUCAAGGUUUUUCUGAUACUUUGCCUUAAGAUGUAGCAUGUAUCCCAUGUAAGCCACUGAAUUUAAUUUAAUAUAUUUUCAGAGGAUUUUCAAAACCAGCUUGGAAAGUGUCUUAGUUUGCUAUUGCAGCGUUACCGAUUGAAGCCAUUUCAGUCUACCUGGGUGGAUUUUUUUCCAUCUCAAAGACAAAAUGUCAGCUAGGGAUCUCAAGUGCACUAAUUUCACUUAGGUUUCAUUUUAAUGUCAAAUCUCAAAGCAUUACCUGCAAAUAUUGAGAAUUAGGGGUCAGAUAUCGCAAGGAUUUCUGUCUCUGUGUGUAUUAACUACAUCUAGUUCCCAUUAACUUAAGCUGCACAGCAGCCGUGCAGGGUCAGGGUCUCCUUGCAGUGAGCUGUGCUGCACCUCAGGUACGUCUCAUUCUGCAGUUCCUCAGCUCUCACCCCACACAUUUCAGAGGGCCCAGGCUGAAUUUCAUUGAAUCUCAUAGAGAUGGAAUCUACACGUGUUGAUGUGGCUGUGGCCGAACGUCACAGCACAGAGCCGCGUGCCUGAGGUGGUGCCUUACCCAAAAGGCAGCUUGGGAACAAAUGCUUUUCAGUGUAUUUAUAAGGUAUGGAUUCAGAUAGUGGAUUCUUCUUUUUUUUCCUGCAGUGAUAAAAGCUCUGCAGAACAGCCAGCUAAAGGAAAGGAUGUUUUGCUUCUAGCGAAUUAAAUACAAUAAACGAGGUGCCACUUUUUUAAAUGACCCGUUUUAAUGAGAUCUGGCUCAUGCAGCUGCUUAAAUUAAAAGCGUCAGGGUAGCAAAGCAUGCUGCUCAUUGCACAGCAACACGUCUCUGCAUAGAAAGUGCUUAGAAAUGGUGUGGUGAACCUCGAAUGCCUACAGUGCUACCCGCUGAGGACCAGUUCUGGUGCUGACCAAAAGCUGAAGCUGGAGCUGGGAAAUGCUCCACAGACAGCUCAUUGAUUGGCCACUGAGUUUGUGAAAUGAAGCUGAGUUAUUUUUUUACUCGCAGUACGGCUUCAACUUUCAUCCUGAAGAAUGUACGGAAGCAUUAAGAGUAUGUGAUGUUUAUUUUUUCACUUUUAACAAGAGUUUUACAGUGCGAAUGUGUGUUACGAUGGGGCUUGCUGGCCCCAAGCUCUCUUACAGCAGCUGAAGUUGUUCAGUGAUCCUCGGGUGAGAGACACGACAGAGCCCCGCACAUAACAGAUCUCCUAGCGCUUGACUGUGACACUGUGUGUUUGUUCCAACAGACUGAAGGCUUUACAUCAAAUGUAUGGCAAUAUUUUAUACAACUCGUCAGUUUAUCUCCUUUCAAGAUGAAAUAAAAUAGCUUUUAAAAGAUA
Molecule: messenger RNA, 4363 nt
Organism: Coturnix japonica (Japanese quail)
Lineage: Eukaryota; Metazoa; Chordata; Aves; Galliformes; Phasianidae
Gene: RB1
Product: RB transcriptional corepressor 1
Biological process (GO): regulation of transcription by RNA polymerase II; neuron projection development; cell morphogenesis involved in neuron differentiation
Cellular component (GO): Rb-E2F complex; nucleus; chromatin
Molecular function (GO): RNA polymerase II transcription regulatory region sequence-specific DNA binding
Source: RefSeq, a predicted model, not a curated record